This is a messenger RNA of Euleptes europaea (tarantolino), 794 nucleotides long. It is a transcript of the gene CAV1, whose product is annotated as caveolin 1. The coding region runs from base 42 to 578 and encodes 178 amino acids. Gene Ontology annotation, molecular function: transmembrane transporter binding; protein kinase binding; molecular adaptor activity. Gene Ontology annotation, cellular component: Golgi apparatus; perinuclear region of cytoplasm; cytoplasmic vesicle. The record is from RefSeq and is a predicted model, not a curated record. Lineage: Eukaryota; Metazoa; Chordata; Lepidosauria; Squamata; Sphaerodactylidae. Gene Ontology annotation, biological process: negative regulation of endothelial cell proliferation; negative regulation of protein tyrosine kinase activity; caveola assembly. The transcript has 3 exons.
GAGAACCCCUCUGCAGAGCCUCCAGCGAACCCAGGACAAGCAUGUCUGGGAGCAAAUACGUAGACUCAGAGGGCUUUUUGUACACCGCGCCCAUCAGGGAGCAAGGCAACAUCUACAAGCCCAACAACAAGGCCAUGGCCGAUGAGAUGAACGAGAAGGAGAUCCACGACGUGCACACGAAGGAAAUCGACCUGGUCAAUCGAGACCCCAAGCAUCUCAACGACGAUGUGGUCAAGAUUGACUUUGAAGAUGUGAUUGCAGAACCCGAGGGGACUCACAGUUUUGACGGGGUCUGGAAAGCCAGCUUCACCACCUUCACCGUGACAAAAUACUGGUUUUAUCGCUUACUCUCUGCACUCUUUGGCAUUCCCAUGGCUCUCAUCUGGGGCAUUUACUUUGCUAUUUUGUCAUUCCUCCACAUCUGGGCAGUGGUGCCCUGCAUCAGGAGCUAUCUGAUUGAGAUCCAGUGCAUUGGCCGAGUUUAUUCCAUCUGCAUCCACACCUUCUGCGACCCACUGUAUGAGUCUUUCGGCAAAAUGUUCAGUUCUAUCAGAGCAACUGUACUGAAGGAAGCAUAAAUGACAUUUCAAGCAGCCUGAAGAAAAGGUUUUUUUCCUCCCGUGUCUUUUUGUGCUGGUUUUAUGGCUGUCAUCAGUGAACGAAGUGACUAGCACACUACAACUGAAAAUGAAGCAACCAAAAUUCAGCAAAGAAUCACUUGUUAAAAAAAUCAUUACUACUUAACUAUCCCUCCUGGAUUGGUAUCUUUGCAGGAGAGAGAUCAAUCUCUUGUU